Molecule: messenger RNA, 2620 nt
Organism: Linum tenue
Lineage: Eukaryota; Viridiplantae; Streptophyta; Magnoliopsida; Malpighiales; Linaceae
Source: the annotation of a GenBank genome assembly
UGUCGCAUACACCUAGCCAGCAAUAAAAUGCGGCGGUCGUCUUUCGCACUCCAAAAGGAACGCAGUUAGUAGCCAUGCCUGCCAUGGAAACGGCUCCGGUAGCUACUUCUUCUUUUUCUUCUUCUCGAAUUCUUGUCCCCCUCAGGUCCUCCGCCGCCGGGGCUAGCAGAAAAUAUGCCCAAUUCCCACAACGUAGCUUCAUCAGUUUCUAUUUGGCUCCAUCAUUUUCCUUCACUUCCCCGACAAAGUGUAAUUCGGCGGUGAAGUAUCUAAAGCCACCCAGUCGGUUCACUGCUUUCAGCAGCUCACCCUUGGCCUCGACUCCUCCAGAGCAAACCCCAUGUCCAGAGCUUGCUGUUCUCCUUGAAGUUGAUGGGGUCCUUAUGGACGCAUAUCGCUUGGGAAAUCGCCAAGCUUUUAAUGCUGCAUUUCGGAAGCUUGGACUUGACUGUGCCAAUUGGACUGAGCCUAUCUACAUGGACCUCUUAAGGAAGAGUACCGGUGAUGAGGAAAGAAUGCUGCUCUUGUAUUUUAAUCGGAUUGGUUGGCCUACUUCUUUGCCAACAAGUGAGAAAGACACGUUCGUGAAAAAUGUUCUACAAGAAAAGAAAAAAGCACUGGAUGACUUUAUGGCAUCUGAAGACUCACCUUUACGACCUGGAGUCGAAGAUUUUAUCGAUGAUGCAUAUGAUGAAGGGGUACCAGUAGCUGUAAUGACGACUUAUGGUAAAAGUGAUGAAAAGGUAGCCAGAUCCGUUAUAAAAAAGCUUGGGGAGGCAAGAAUGUCGAAGAUCAAGAUUGUUGGAAAUGAGGAAAUAGGACGGAGUUUAUACAGCCAACUUGUUCUAGGCCAAGGAGUGUCCUCUGGUUUGGAUGAGCAGCUAGCUAGGCAAGUGCAGAAAGCAGCUUCCGCUGAGAAACAGAGGGUUGCUGAGGAAGUUGCAUCGUUGUUGAAGUUAAAAGUAGAGCUUGGUGCGACUUCAUCUGAGAGGUUAGUAAACCUCUUGCCCCAAGUACAUUGGUUAUAAUACCUCAUUUUACCAUGUGUGGUAUUCUAGCUUUAAAUGAUGCGUCGAGAUCGUGCAGCAUAGAAAAGGUUGUAGUUGCACUGCGUGCAGCGGCAGAGAUUGCUGGUCACCGUGUCCAAGAUUGUGUUCUUGUUAGUGGAAGCCAAUCUGGAGUUGUUGCAGCCAAGCGAAUUGGCAUGCCGUGUAUUGUUUUACGGAGCAGUUCGACAUCGAGAGCUGAGUUCCCUUCAGCAAAUGGGAUACUGGACGGGUUUGGAGGAGCAGAUUUGACGAUAUCGAAAUUACUGAAGAAGCGAUGGUCUGGCUCUCAAAAUUCAUAGACGCAGUUUUGCAACCUUGUACAUAACCGGGGCAGUAUACUUGGUUGUAAUAUCAUCCACUACCGGAAGCAUACUUGGAUCUUGUUGCAGGGUUGCCUAGCCAGGGUACUAUGAAUCACACCUUAAUUGCUGGCUCGCAACUCUUUCCUCUUGAAUGCCGUACUCAAUUUUGUAUAUGCUUGAUUGGCUUCAACGAGAAAACAGUAAUGUAAUGACAAUUUUUUCUUUUGUGGCAGAAACAGAAUCAUAGUCUGUAACAUUCACAACUUCAAUGUGUAACUUCUUCCCUUCUUCUGGAAUGCUCAUAAAGAACAAUACUCAAUUUAUCAUACAAAGGUUCGGAGAUCAUGAUUCCAGACUAUCAAACACACACCAAAGAUUCCUACCUUAUUCGUUCAAAGAUUACAAACAUCCAGGGAAUCCUAAUGCAUCCAGUGACGCACAGAUCGACUUGUCGGCCCGCUCAAAAAAUGAAGCAAACAUCGUAGGAAGUGGAGUUGGACAUCAGGAAUACUCUGCCUCUGCCUUCGAACUCCGCCUGUGCAUCUGGUUUGGACUUGAGUAUUCCAUCCCACUGUCUGAGUAUGAGACAUUGGAGGAGGAUACAGAAGAGUCGGGAAUCACAGUGGAUGUUGGAUUUGAACUGGAACUUUCAUUCUUGAAACUGUGUGAAUCUACUGGAUAUGGUCUUGGAGCUGUAGGUGUUUGCUGCUGCUGCUGCUGCUGCUGCUGGCCUUGACCUUGAGCCUCUUCAGCGAGUCGCUUAAGUAGAUUCAUGAUUGUUGGAAGAAACCUGGACGAUAUAGACAGUAUUCCCGCCACCGGGCCAUGUCGAAACUGCCCAGCAACAUCCAGCUGUACCCACAAGGCCUUUGAGAGUAAGAAUCCAACAAACAGAACCAUUAGGUAAAGGGGGUUCCUGUUCAAUAGAAGCAUGAACUCGUUGAAACCAAGGAUGAGCAUUGCAGCAAUUGCCCAUGGAGGAGGUAACCAGUUGUUAUUUCGUUUGUGAGCCUCCUGAAAAAGACAUUGCGUACCACCACAUAUCAGACCAGAAUCAGGCAUGAUUCACCGGAAGGAGUGAAACUAAAGAAACAGGAACAAGGUAAGAACAUAAAGCCCAUGCGCAGAAAUCGUCCAAAUGAAUCAUAGUCUGGAUCACAAGAAGUCCAGAAGAAUAGUCUCAAAACUAUAUUAGAACGUCCAGAUAUUGAAAUCACUACAUAUAUUGACUGAAUUCUGAAAGUUGUGAUAAUGAAUUUUGAAUUUACG